This is a messenger RNA of Solanum lycopersicum (tomato), 551 nucleotides long. It is a transcript of the gene EOT2, whose product is annotated as transcription factor EXPRESSION OF TERPENOIDS 2. Gene Ontology annotation, cellular component: nucleus. Gene Ontology annotation, biological process: positive regulation of DNA-templated transcription. NCBI's taxonomy places the organism in Eukaryota, Viridiplantae, Streptophyta, Magnoliopsida, Solanales, Solanaceae. Gene Ontology annotation, molecular function: DNA binding; DNA-binding transcription factor activity. The record is from RefSeq and is marked provisional.
AUGGCCGAAUUCUUUUCACUAGGAGAAGGAGGAGGAAGAGAAGCAACGAAUAGUCAAGAAUAUCAUCAUCAUCAUCAAGAAACCACUAAUAGUACUCAUAAUUGGUUCUUGUACAAACAUCAUGAUCAAGAAUUAUCAACAUACAAAGGUUUCGAAUUAUGGCAACAACAACAACAACAAUCUCAUCACAAUGAGGAGGAGCAAAAUUACCAAAUUCUUCGAAACCCUAUUAUUAAUCCGUUUGGAUUAGAUAUUGGACCUAGUCAUGAUCAUCAUCAUCAUCAUCAUCACGAGACUAAUAUGAUGAUGAGAAGUAGUACUAUUACAAUAAGUUGCCAAGAUUGUGGGAAUCAAGCUAAGAAAGAUUGUCAACAUAUGAGAUGUAGGACUUGUUGUAAGAGUAGAGGUUUUCAAUGUCAAACACAUGUGAAAAGUACUUGGGUUCCAGCAGCUAAAAGAAGAGAAAGGCAACAACAACUUUCUUCUUUGCAACAACAAGAAAAAGAAGAUAAUAACAAGUCCAAAAGACAAAAAGAUGAUUCAUAUACCGG